AUCUUAGUGAAUUCUUGAUUUUUGCAGAAGUCUGAUAUGAAGAAAAAGGUAAUUGAGAAGCCAAGGCUAGUGUUAAAAUUCAUAUGGAUGGAGAAGAAUAUUGGACUUGGUCUUGAUCAAGUGUUACCAGGACAUGGCAGUGUACCAUUGAGUCCUUACUUUUUUUGGCCAAGGAAAGAUGCAUGGGAAGAGCUGAAAACAACAUUAGAGAACAAGCCAUGGAUAUCACAAAAGCAAAUGAUUAUUUUGCUUAAUCAAGCAACUGAUAUCAUCAACUUGUGGCAGCAGAGUGGUGGCAAUUUGUCUUAACUGUUUUGGUAUUUAUUUGUAGGACUAUGAUUUCAAGUUUGUUUUGUUUUGUUUGGGAUGUGUCCUCUUCUUUUAAGUGUACAAUAGUGAAGGAGAACAAUUGGAAAAAAGAGUUGUCGUUUUUAUGUCAAAA
Messenger RNA from Lycium ferocissimum, 442 nucleotides. RefSeq names its product small ribosomal subunit protein cS23-like. Lineage: Eukaryota; Viridiplantae; Streptophyta; Magnoliopsida; Solanales; Solanaceae. Bases 37 to 309 code for a protein of 90 amino acids. The record is from RefSeq and is a predicted model, not a curated record. Gene Ontology annotation, molecular function: structural constituent of ribosome. Gene Ontology annotation, cellular component: ribosome. Gene Ontology annotation, biological process: translation. The transcript has a single exon.